AUGUCAGACUUUGCAAAGAAUCUAUUCGGAUUCGGUAAACUGCCUGCGCAGAAAUAUGACCAAGGCUCCAAAGUGGAAUCGAAUGGCAAUCCGAUAACACAAUUUCCUAAUAUUCUGCAGACUCCAAUUCCUACCACAGCGGUCAGCAAAGGUGAAAGCAUUUACGGGACCACCACAACUUUGAACACCGACCUAUGCAAGAAAUACGGCGAAGUGAAGAGCAAUGCUUCUCCAUCACCCGCACCAAUUACUAAGGAAUCUCUGGAGAAGGCAAAACCUUGCAAACCCCCCGUAUCCUUAGAAGCAAAAGAAACUUCUGCGGGAACCGCCACCGAUAUUCCUAGAGGCAAGCUACGAGUUAGCAUCGAGGAGGCUCAAUGCCUGAAUAUCUCCCCCACUAGUCCUUCGUUGCCAUACGUGGUGUGCACUUUUGAAAGUACUGAGUUCAUUACUCAUGGACCCGAAAGUAUUAGUAACGGUAAUGCCAAUACCGCUAAACCUGUCUACCAUCGGCAAUCAUCUUCCAAACUGACUUCUUUGGCCAAGUUGAACUCCUCAAGUCAUCUCGACACUUCCACCGAGGACAACUGCAAUCCCAUCUGGCAUCAUCAGGCCACGUUUGAUGUAAUUGGUGCUAGUUCUGAACUUGAUAUUAGUGUCUACGACGAGUACAGAGAUGGCUUAUUUCUGGGCCACGUCAGAAUUCUCCCCAAAACAAUUGUGCACAAUACCACGUCCGAAAAAUGGCUAGAUCUGCAUCCACGGGUUGUUGGUGAGACCGUCACGGGCAAAAUUAAAGUUAAACUUGAAUAUUUUGACGUCACUAAAAGACAGUACGGUCCAGAAGAUUUUGAGGUGUUACGACUGUUAGGAAAGGGUACCUUUGGCCAGGUCUAUCAAGUCAGAAAGAAGGAUACCAAACGCAUCUAUGCGAUGAAGGUUUUGAGUAAAAAGGUCAUUGUCAGAAAGAAAGAAAUUGCGCAUACAAUUGGUGAGCGUGACAUUUUAGUUACCACUGCCUCUACUGCAUCACCGUUCAUCGUCGGAUUGAAAUUUUCAUUCCAAACUCCUUCAGAUUUGUACCUUGUUACAGAUUACAUGUCUGGUGGAGAGCUAUUUUGGCAUUUGCAGAAGGAGGGCAGGUUCUCUGAGGAGCGUGCCAAGUUCUAUAUUGCUGAACUGGUUUUAUCUCUUGAACACCUACAUGACAACGACAUUGUCUACAGAGACUUGAAGCCGGAGAACAUCCUUCUGGAUGCCAAUGGACAUAUUGCACUGUGUGACUUUGGGCUUUCCAAGGCUAAUUUAGCAUCCAAUGGUACAACCAACACUUUCUGUGGUACCACUGAGUACCUUGCUCCAGAAGUUUUAUUAGAUGAGUCCGGAUACACCAAAAUGGUUGAUUUUUGGUCUUUGGGUGUGUUAAUUUUUGAAAUGUGCUGUGGAUGGUCCCCAUUCUAUGCCGAAAACACUCAACAGAUGUACAAAAAUAUUGCUUUUGGCAAGGUUAAAUUUCCGAAAGACGUUCUCUCCUCUGAGGGACGUUCUUUUGUAAAAGGGUUAUUAAACAGGAACCCAAGGCACAGACUCGGGGCAAUCAACGAUGCCCGCGAGCUGAGAGACCAUCCGUUCUUCAACGAUAUUGAUUGGGCUCUUUUGAAGGUGAAAAAGAUCCCUCCACCUUUCAAACCGCAUUUAACGUCAGAGACAGAUACGUCUAACUUUGACCCAGAAUUCACCAACGCUUCUACUUCGAUAAUCAAUAAGCAAGUAUUUAUGGGCUCUACGCCCCUGUCGCCAGCCAUUCAGGCCAAUUUCAAAGGAUUUACGUACGUGGACGAGAGUGCCAUGUUCGAUAACUUUUCAUAUGCAAACAAGUACAAACUACAAAACUCAUACCGGGGUACCAACCCGGUAAUACUAGGAAAUCCCAACAAUCCUGAUGAAGAUGUGAUUGAAGAAGGGGAAGAGGAAGAUGAUGAUAACGACAUGGAUAUUGAUGGCGAUCAUCACAUGGACGAUGAUUUUGUGAAUGGACAAUUUGAUUUGUGA
Messenger RNA from Komagataella phaffii GS115, 2052 nucleotides. RefSeq lists its product as uncharacterized. NCBI's taxonomy places the organism in Eukaryota, Fungi, Ascomycota, Pichiomycetes, Pichiales, Pichiaceae. Gene Ontology annotation, biological process: protein phosphorylation. The coding region runs from base 1 to 2052 and encodes 683 amino acids. Gene Ontology annotation, molecular function: ATP binding; protein serine/threonine kinase activity. The record is from RefSeq and is a predicted model, not a curated record. The transcript has a single exon.